AGAUUUCAAGUAAUCGAGGAUAUAGAUAGUAGAAACAAUUGCCUGUUUGCUUCCAAACAGAUCAAUAAAAUCUUACUCAUGGUCCAUCCUGAGACAGCUGUGCUUUGGGAGCACAAUGAAGGAGAUGUCGUGUAUGCCUGCAUCAGUGUUUCUGGAUCUAAAGCAGAACCAACCAUAUAUAUCUGAGUCUUGGUGCAUACAAUCUGCUGUUGUACCUCUUUUCUUGGAAGACUGCACAGGCUGGGCAGGAGUUUGUGGCAUUUUGCAGCCAAGUCUCUGGCUUUAUUUGCACAUCAGAACCAAAGAGUGCAGGAUGCAAGAUUCUACGUUUUCGUACCAGAUUAUUGUAACAGUGCAUCAUAGCAGUGUGGAAAAACUUGAGAAGAAAAAUUAUGGGAAGAAGUUUGAAAUGAAGUUGUUUCUGCAAUUACACUCACUCUUCCCUUAAACCAGAGGACAAAAGACAUGGGUUUGCAUUUUCAGGGUGGGAACUCUCUGGCUUUAGUGCAGAAGUCUGCAGCCAGUUGUAAAUAUGGGCCAGGCCAAAUACCCAAGCAGUUGACAACUGUUUCCCACAAUGCCAAGUAGCAGAAAGCUGGGGAAAGAAUGUAAAAGCAAUGAGUGACAGUGCUGUGACAGUACUGAGGAUCUGUGAUGGAUCCCACCCAUUCUUCCUUCUGUGUUUUUGGCCUCCAGAAUGUGAUGGGUAUCUGUGGGAUGAACUGAGUCAUGUGAGAGCUAUGCUCUGACGCCCUUGGCAGCAGGUAGUUGUGGAGUAGCUCUUUCCAAAACUAAUGCACCCACAGAAAUAUGGGAAUGUUUCUUCUGUGGGAGAGAAAAUCAGUGCAUCCGAGUCCACAGUGUGUUCAUGCCUGUCCUGGAGAUUAUUCUCAAGCAUUUGCUGUGUGGUUUCAAGUUAAUGUGUUUAACUCUCUCCUUAUGUAAAUAGGUUUAACUGCCUUUGAUGUCAGUAGGAACUGUGCUGGCUGAACCCUUGGUUGAACUUAGGAGUCUUAUAUAUUCAGGGAAUACUUUCACCUCUCACCCACAUGGUGAUUUUGAAUGCUAAAUUAAGAAAGAACAAUUUCCUACAAUGCAUUUACUUUUAUAUCCCUUUGGGAUGACUUCCCCUACACCUUGGUCUUGCAGUUGAACAACCUUACUUUUGUGUGUUUUUCCAACUUUUAUCUCCUUACACUUGAAGUCAAAUCUAGAAAGAUGCACUACUUGUCUGUGUUCGUUCUGUAGUCUGAAAUGGCCAUUAUAAAAAUGUUGGAUCAGGGAUAUGACACCUUUGCAUCUAAGAGAAGUUCACAGCCAGUCUCUAAAGACCAGCUGUGUUUACCUGCAACUAUAAUCAGCUGUCUUUGUGCUCUCCAUCACACAACAUCAGUAAGGAAUUUGGGGCCCUACAUGAUCUUCUGCUCAGUGUUUUGAUUCAUGCCUCAAAACGACGUUUAUAACCAGCCUUCAUUUACUGACAUGUUAAAUUUAAAGUAAGCAGCUCUGUAUUUCCUCUUAUACUGGCUCUUGCAGUUGCGACAUUAAAGAAAAUAAUCAUAAUAAAAAUCAUUAUCUCAUUAUCCUUCUGUCUUCAGAUGUUUUCCCCCUAAGGCCACAUGACACUGCAUGCAGCCUGUGUCAGUGCUAACCAUGGCCAUGAGGAGUGGUUUAUCUUAUUUUGCUAUGCUUCAUUAUCCAUCUGUCUGCGUCGGAGUUUACUUUUCCUUUGUCUUUAAUAUUUUUGAAUAAGAACUGUCCUUAUUUCAGGUUUGUGCUGCACUUAGCACAGUAGGCUGCUAGGGCUUCAGGAACCACUAUUAAAAGUACUGAAUUCCUUUAGCAAAAAGGACUAACCAUUGAACAGAUCAGAAUUGUGCCUCUGAACUCCCAUUCACACGUUCUGCCCAUGGCAUUGAGUAGUGUGUCCAGUAUUUCUGUGGGUAGUUCUUAGGAUUAUCAGCUCUGGGGACUGCUUUGAGAGGGCCUUUUGGCUACUGAAACUCCUGCCUGGUUUACUCCAGCUUUGCUUCAGCUUUACAGGGCUGCAAGGUCUACCACUCUACUGAUCCUGCUGCAAUUUUCAUGAUACUCUGUUAUUAAGAUAACCUGUUCCUAUUGUUGCACAUUUUGUUUUCUUUUGACCCAUCUUCCUGCAUAGUAUGGGCCAAAAGAGGCUAACAGAUGAAAUCAGUGGGAAAAUGGGAGGGUUAGAGAGAUAUAAAGUGAUGUCUGGGUUACAUACUGAUACUGUUGCCUGUCCCACUAUGCAAGAGCUCUCAGUUUCCAUAUCUUCAUCCAACAUGUCAAUUAUCUUAUAUUUCCCCCUUCCAAUUUCUAUCUAUCUAUCUAUCUAUAUGCAUAUGCAACUAAACAUGAAGCAAACCUACUGAUACAGAUAAUUAACCUGCUGAAUCCUUGAUUUCCCAACUGACAUUUUACUGCCUUAUUGUCUCUUUCAGAGAAUCGCAUUUCUAGCUUUGAGUCGGCUCUCUGGGAAUUAAGGGCAGCCUGGGGACCAGCUUCACGAAGGAGUGCCUUAGCCCUGCCUUUCCCCCCAUCUACUGCUCAUUCUGUGCCCUCAGCCCAGGUUGCUGAGCUGGGAGCUGCCCGCAGAAGCGUUUCUCUGUGUUUUUCACCGAGGCCUCACUGCUGCUGACUUUUAUUUUAAUUCUUCUCCAUACCCAUCCUCGUGUCCCUGUAUACUGCUUUACCUUACUGUUUGGCAACCUGCGGUGCAGAAGGCAGAGGUAUUAUUUUACAGCAGAAAAUCGCACCGUACUCCCUAUCCAGCCACGUGUUUCUACCGGCAUUCGAGGAAUCUCUUUUCCCCUACGUCCCCCGUGCGUAACCUGGGAACGGGGACCCACACAGAUGCGAUACGGGGAGGAGGUGCUGUCACGGUGUAACGAACUCUCUGGGCGGUGCGAAGCGACGGUGGCACGAGCCGUACGGACUGCCGCUGCCGGCGGUGGGGCAGCAGGGCUGAAGGAGCACCGCUCCGACACCGCCAGGCGACGUGCGGCGCAGCUCCGCCCGACGGGAGCGCAGCUCACACGGCGAGACGAUGCCUCGUGCUACGAUCGAGCCGUUUGCUCCCCGAGCUGCAGGGCCGCCUGUUGAGCUUUUUUUUUUUUCUCGGUGGGGGAUGCAGCUGCUGCUGCCCACAGGUGUCGGUUGGCUCCAGGUGACUCUGCCGCCUCGUGCAGCGGGGGGGGAGCAGAACCCUGAGGUAAACCGCCCCGACGCACGCACACAUACACACACAUACACACCGUAUCUUCGGUUAUCAGUACGCAUCUGAGAGGAAUCGAGCGCAAAUUAAAGUCUGAAGAUGCCUAACGUCAGAUGGGGUCAGGAGCUCCGAGAUAUCUCCGCUUUGCUGGCGGACGCAUCGGCUCUUUUUAUUGAAAGUAUUCCGGGCACGCAGAAACAAUGGACUGAAGCGGAGAAGCCCGAGCUGCGGCUGUUGCUAGGGGACAAACCCGCCGCCAGCACCGGGCGGCUGCCGGGUGGAAAAGGACUCAGUACUGCUUUCCUGUUUCUAGCGGGUUUUGCAAAGGAAUACUCCGCAGUCUUCUACGUCCGAAAAGUGAGUAAGACAUCCAGUAUGUACCGGUUGUGCCUGGUGACAGUAGCACUGACAACCUAGCUGAAGUCAGCUGGGAAAGCACGCCCAGAGCCUGAAGGCAGCAGCUCCUGUUUGCAACGGUCCCGCGGUGCGUGCAGACGGCUCCUCCUGCUCCUCCUCCUCCUCCUCCCCGCCCCGCGCUCUGCAACUUCCAGCCGGGCAGCGCGGUUGGCUCCGAGGCGCAGCGCUGCACCUGUAACGGGUGCACGGCUCCGCUCUGCGACCUUUCCUGGCGGUUCGGGGGAAGCGAAGCUGAGUGCAGAGGCUGAGGCUCGCCGCCUGAGAGUUCUGAGCGCUGCACGAACUUUGCAAAGAACUCUGCCUCGAUAUUUCUGGACUCUGUGAGAAAAAGACCUUCCGUCGCGUUUGAGCCAUGAGCGGCUGUUCCAAGAGGUGCAAGCACGGCAUUGUCAAAUUUGCUCAGACGAUUUUCAAGCUUAUCACGGGCACUCUCAGCAAAGAUAAAAUUGAAGAUGAAUUAGAAAUGACUACGGUGUGCCACAGACCCGAAGGCCUGGAGCAGCUUGAAGCGCAAACCAAUUUCACUAAAAGAGAGCUUCAAGUGCUUUACAGAGGAUUUAAAAAUGAAUGUCCUAGCGGGGUGGUUAAUGAAGAGACGUUCAAACAGAUCUAUGCACAGUUUUUUCCUCAUGGAGAUGCUAGCAUGUAUGCACAUUAUCUCUUUAAUGCAUUUGACACUGCACAGAAUGGCUCGGUGAAGUUUGAGGAUUUUGUGAUGGCGUUGUCAAUUCUGUUGCGGGGAACAGUUCAUGAAAAGCUAAGAUGGACGUUUAACCUGUACGACAUAAAUAAGGAUGGCUAUAUAAACAAGGAGGAGAUGAUGGAUAUAGUAAAGGCAAUUUAUGAUAUGAUGGGAAAGUACACGUAUCCCGUGCUGAAGGAAGAUGCUCCAAGGCAGCACGUAGAAGUGUUCUUUCAGAAAAUGGAUAAAAACAAAGAUGGUGUUGUAACUUUAGAUGAGUUUAUCGAAUCAUGUCAGGAGGAUGACAAUAUCAUGCGGUCCUUGCAGCUCUUUGAGAACGUAAUGUAACCAUGCCUGGAAAGCUCUGGAAGAGUCAGAGACUGCGUGUGUAACAAAGACCUCCUUUCUGGGUGAAAGCUUUUUAUAAUUCAGCCAUGUUCAAUUCAGCCAGCGUGUGAGGAUUUUGUACGACAUCUCCAACCAAAUGGCAACUGAAUGCAACUGAUCCCAUCUCUCCUCCGCAAGAGACGACGGUGGACCUCUAUUUCAUUUUGGAAGCAUGCAAAUACUUUAAUAAAACCUGAUGAGAGAGCUGCUGCUCGAAGCUCAAUGAGUAAUACACAGCAUUCUGUUUGCAAGCCACAACUCCUGCUUUAAUCUAGCAAGCUUGAUUGCGUGUGAUAGCUCAUGUUGAUAGCAUUUUCAGCCACCUAUUGCAAUCAAAAAGCUCAGUCCAUACAACCAUAUGGCAAAAUGUUUUAUGGAUGCCUUGCCUUUAAUCUGCUUUGACAAAAAAAAAAAAAAAAAUUGAAUCUACAAGGGCCAUCUGUAAAAAUGAACAGUGAAUGUACCUAGGACGUUAAGCAGACAGCCCGUGUAGCCAGCAUCCCCAUUUCUGCAGAGAUCUUGCUUCUCACAUGCACUGGUGCCACCACGCUGAGGCUGGUGGACGUAUUCCUGAGCACAUUAACUAGAGGAACUCGAUGCCAGGGUUAGUCAGAAAGGAGCAAAGCGUGAGUAGCAUGUAAAUUUCAAGCUGCAGAGCAAAUCUGAUCAAUGAUGGUAAGUUGUUGCAGGACCAGGUAGGUUUAUAAGGGCUGCUAGAGGAAGGUGCGUACCUGCUAUGGUCCCAGCCACCUUCUGCAGUCCUGCUACGUUGUGGGACACCGAGCGAUUCUCUGUUGUGCACCUCAGCAGCACCAUGGCUGUGUGUGAUGGUCCUUUCGCUGUGGUUUGGCACCUGCUUCCUAGAUGCAUCACUUAACAUUUGUAUUUCUCCAUUAGAUGUUAAAGCAAAGUGUUUUCCACUCUGUGGAUUUAUUUAAGCUUCCCAGGUUUACUUAUGGCUGAAAAGGGCCAUGUGGUGCAGCUUUGCUCCCACAUAAAGGCCUUGGCACCCACAGAGUGCCAAAUAAGUUUAAUUGGCACCCACAUGGUUGCUGUUAGUAUCAGAAAUGUCUGCCAGGGUAGCUCUGCAUUUUCUGUAGCAAAAUCUUUAUCCCCAAGGCAGUUGCAUGUCUUGUACAAGUCCUGAUCCUUACUAAUGCCCCAGAGAGCUUUGUUGUGGGGAACUGUUGAUCUGUUUCUUUCAAGAGGGAAGCAGGAAGAGUCAUGUAGCAAAUUGAUAGCAAGGCUGGAUUAUGCCCAGUAGACGUGUCUGCUGAGGAACACGUCAGCCUGCUUUGCAGAGGACUCUUAAGGAAAAUGGCUGUUCCCAAGCAGCUGAUGGUUGGGAAACCAAGGGAAGGAGGGAGCAGCCUCCUGUACCAACUGCACAAACCACACACAAAGGAGAAUCAAUCCCCUGUCGUAGUCCAACGUCGUUCCUGUCCAGUAAGCAUAUAUUUUUAUUAUGUCAGAUACUAUAUUGCUAAUAUACUGUUGGCACUGAAGAUAUAUUUUAAAUAUUAUGUAUGUGGAAGCUUUUUAUAACACUAAAUAUAUAGUAUGCCUAAUUUCUGUAGCCCUAUGUUUUAUAAAAAAUAAUAAUGAUCAUCUAUUGAAAUAUUCCUGGUUGUAGAAGUAGGUCUGAUCAGUACUAGAGUAAUGCUAUGUUUAUUCCUCAAGAUGGAAUGUGUUCCCUUUAUCUGGGCUUCUGCAUACUCUUCUGUGUGGUCUUUGCUUUGUUCCCCCGAGUUGACCACUUGUCAUCAAAACAGCUGGUCAGCUGAGAGAAGUUACUUGUAUGCAGGAAUGACACCUUAGUCUCUCUCCUGUUCACUGCCUUGUACGCAGUUGCCAUGAAUUAAUUCCUUCUAGCAAGUAUACAGAGCAGAGCAGCUCGUGAUGUGCUGGGAUUCACAGAAGGGAUGCAGUGCUGUGAGAGUAGCCUUGUCUUCCAGCUGUGCAGUGUUGUCUAGUUGGUUCUUGUUUAAUAGGCACUUGAUAAAGACAUCAGCUGCAGCUGGAAUAAUGCCCAAUAUUUAUGUUGUUCCUUCUUGCGAUUCUUCUUAUAAUCACUUGGGCAAAUAACAGCCUUCAGUGCAACCAGCAACCUGCUUUUUUCUCCUCCAUCCCUACAAGCAUGUGUCUGUUGUCAGUCUGAGCAGGUAACGUCACUGGACCAAAAAAAGGGAAAGCAACCAUUUGUGCUGAGUUGUUCAGUGUCUUUCACCUCUAACAGUGAUGCUCCAAAUGUGCUCACAAGAUGGCCCAUAUAGCCUGAAUAUUUCUCAGAAUUGGAAUGUGCCUUUUUCAGUAGAACAGAAGCAUUAUUAGAUGCGUGAUUCUUGUAGUUCCUGGAGCUAAAUUAAUUUCUGGAGCCACUCUGAAUUUGGCCUCAGCUGUAUUUUCAGUCUCCACUAGCAGAAUUGUUGUGUCCCAGGGACCAGAACUGCUCUGGGUCAAGUACAGCCUGACUGAGCAGCACACCUGAAAUAUUUGCAUGUUACUCUCAACGUAUCUUUAAGUGCAUUGCCGAAGCCAGGCUACUAUUAGAGCCCUUACACUUUUGGUUUUUCUCCUCUUCUGCACUGCUGUAGUUUUUUUUCAGUUCCUAGUAAUGAUGGCUGUGUGUUAGGAAGAGAGGGAGAUGCUGAAAGCUGCUCUGGUCUUGAUUCUGCCCCUAAGCCAUAACCAGAGCCCAGCUGCCAUUGCCUGUGCCUCAUGCCUGCCAUUUGCUCCUGGAUUGCUGCUUCUCUGUUCCCCUGAAGAUGCCAUCCAGAGACCCAGGCAGUGCAGUGGUCCCAGGGGAAACUCAUGGGGUUCAAUAAAUCCAAGUGCAAGGUUUGGCACUUGGGUUACAGCGAGCCCUGCUAUCAGUACAAGCUGGGGGAUGUAAGGAUAGAACACAGCCCUGCCAAAAAGGACUUGGGGUACUGUGGAUGGCAAAUGGAUGUGAGUCAGCAAUGUGCCCUCACAGGAAAUGCCUGUGAACUAAAAGAGGGGAGAUUUAGGUUGGAUAUGCAGAAGAAGAAGUUUUUUACAGUGAGGGCAAUGAGGCAGUAGCACAGGGUGCCCAGAGAUGAGAUGGAUGCACCAUGCCUGGAGGCACUCCAGGUCAGGCUGGAUGGGGCUCUGAGCACCUGAUGUAGUGUAGGUGUCCCAGUUCAGUGCAGGGAGUUGGACCGGAUGGCCUUUAAAGGUCCUUUCAACUCAAACUCUUCUGUGAUUGUAAGUCUGUUGCUAAAAUAGGAGGAUUUGCCAUGUGACGCACAACAGCAGCAUUUCCUGUAGCUCUGAUUGUAAAUUCUGGCUGUGUCAGAGCAGUUGCCUUUGUGAAACCAUUUAUUAUCCUGUGUUUGUCUACGAUUCCAAUGAUAGCAGCCAGAGGCUUGUGUGCAUCAGUGCCCAGGGGCCUCGGGGCUUUCCGUGAGCAGCAUCCAUGCAUGUGGCAGGUGACAGAGAUGCAGUGACUGUGAGAGAGUCGUCCUCUGCAUGGAAAUGUCUUUGGGUUUGCCUUUUAUGUUCUUGGUGAAUGUUAGUUUGUAAGCUUGCAAAGCCUCUCAUCGCUCAUAAAUGAGGCUUGCAAUAUUUAUGGCAAAUACUUACUGUUACAGCUUUCUAAAUAAAACAUAGUAUGCUGUUCUGAUCUCAUCUCACCAUCGAUCCUCUUGCCAGGAUGUGAAGGAAGCUGCUGUGCUGCUUGCUAAGUUACAGUUAGACUCUGUCAGUGCUAUCAGCUGUGCACAUUUUCUUGAAGCUGUGAAUGUUUCAAUAACAUCUGCAUUGUAAGUCUGACUGUUUCACUACUUACAAGCAUUAAUCUGCAUUUUCAUGCCAGCGUUUUCUAAUGAAAGCCUUUCUAACAUGCGCUUUAGGCAACCAUCUGUUGAAAAAUAGGAAUAUGAUGAAUGAUGCAAAAAAAAAAAAAAAA
Molecule: messenger RNA, 8649 nt
Organism: Phasianus colchicus (ring-necked pheasant)
Lineage: Eukaryota; Metazoa; Chordata; Aves; Galliformes; Phasianidae
Gene: KCNIP1
Product: potassium voltage-gated channel interacting protein 1
Biological process (GO): regulation of potassium ion transmembrane transport
Cellular component (GO): voltage-gated potassium channel complex
Molecular function (GO): transmembrane transporter binding; potassium channel regulator activity; calcium ion binding
Source: RefSeq, a predicted model, not a curated record